This is a messenger RNA of Histoplasma capsulatum G186AR, 1594 nucleotides long. Its product is annotated as eukaryotic translation initiation factor 3 subunit 3. NCBI's taxonomy places the organism in Eukaryota, Fungi, Ascomycota, Eurotiomycetes, Onygenales, Ajellomycetaceae. Gene Ontology annotation, cellular component: eukaryotic translation initiation factor 3 complex; eukaryotic 43S preinitiation complex; cytoplasm. Gene Ontology annotation, molecular function: metallopeptidase activity; protein binding; translation initiation factor activity. The transcript is spliced from 4 exons. Bases 81 to 1178 code for a protein of 365 amino acids. The record is from RefSeq and is a predicted model, not a curated record.
GAGCAAGCAAGAUCCUUGAACCACAGCAUCAUCCUUUUUUUUAUUAUUCAGUUUAUCUGGUACCUAUCGCUGUCGCAAAUAUGGCGGAGAAAGAUGCUACACUCAAAGCGGUCCAAGUGGAAGCGCUGGUUGUGAUGAAAAUCAUCAAACAUAGCUCCCAGGCCUUCCCUACUAUCGCAACCGGAUCACUUGUCGGUAUGGAUGUGCGAGGGACACUCCAAGUCACGAACUGUUUCCCUUUCCCAGUUGUCGAUAUCCCAACCGAGUCCCAUUUCGAUAAUGCUUCCCAAAAUUCCGCUGCUGUUGCUCCGCGCGCAAAAUCGAAUACAGUUUAUCAGGCUGAAAUGAUUAAAAUGUUGCGGGAGGUAAACAUUGAUGCCAAUAAUGUCGGAUGGUACACAAGUGCAAACAUGGGGAACUUUGUCAAUUUGAACGUCAUCGAGAAUCAGUAUUACUAUCAGAAAGAACUGAAUGAGCGGACGGUGGCAUUAGUUCAUGAUAUUAGCCGUAGUUCUCAGGGCGCGUUGGCACUUAGGGCUUUUAGACUAUCACCCCAGUUUAUGGCCGCAUUCAAGGACAACAAGUUCACGAGCGAACAGCUCCAGAAAUCGAACCUUCGAUACCAAGACAUCUUAGUUGAACUCCCCGUUCAAAUUCAUAAUUCCCACCUUCUCACAUCCUAUCUCCACCAACUCCCAACCCCCACUCCUUCAGAACCCUUGGAUUUCCCUCCAUCCCUUGACGCUCUGACCUCUGGACCUUACUCCUCGUCUUCUCUGUUGACUCCCAACUUCGACAGCCUUUCUCUGAGCAUUGAUCCAUUCUUGGAGAAAAACUGCGAUCUACUCCUCGAAAGCAUCGAAACUCACCACACCGAAAACAACAACUUCCAAUUCUACCAACGAUCUCUUGCACGCGAGCAAGCCAAGAUUGCACAAUGGCAGGCUAAGCGCAAAGCCGAGAACGCCACACGUACCCAGCUGAAGCAACCGCUGCUACCGGAGGAUGAAUGGCAGCGACUCUUCAAACUUCCCCAGGAACCCAGCAGGUUAGAGACAUUGCUGAAUACUAGACAAGUCGAGCAAUAUUCGCGACAAAUCGACGGUUUCGUGGCUGCGACAACGGGGAAAAUGUUCGCCGUCAAGGGCAAUCUACUUCCAGGUGAAUCCCAGGUUUAACGUCUAUGCAUUCGGCUUCUAUACCUAUCUUUCUUUCAUUGUGAUGAUGGGAUGAAACCGUCUACGGAGCUUGAAUUUUCGUGAUUUCGGAAAGAAAAACAUAAACAAAAGCUUCAUGGGUCUUGAAUUGUAAAUGAUUGUAUGGCGUAUCAUUGGGAAUUUUCUUUGGUGCAUCUAUUUGUCGGCUGUUCGUUCCCUUUGAGCCGGUUAAUUAUGAGUUUCUGUAAUUCUUUUGAUAUUCCUUCUCCCGGAUUUCCACAUGGUUCCUGCGUUGAUUCCAUACUUUAACCUGCCUAACUACUCGCAACGGAAUCCAUCUGGAUGAAUAUAUAUCAUGUUCUUGUGAAGAUUUUUCGGACUCACUACGGAAGCAUAAAUGUUCCGGACGACAGAAUGAAAUAAAAAUAUUUAUUAAA